AUGACGGGUCUACCGCCUUUCCUGUCUGCAUCACAGUCUAGCAGCGCACCCAGACGUGAGGCAUCUCGAUGGUCCACAGGUUGUUGGGGACAAGAAGAGUGGGGAUGGGCUGCUUCUCCUCCUGCUCAAUGGGGGAGUAAUUGGGGUGAUGGAUGGUAUGGCGGUGGGGAAUGGAAUGUCUCUGGGAAGGGGGGCUCGAGUAAUGACUGGUGGGUGAAUCAAGGAUACCCUCCUCCUCCCGAUUGGGGUAAGGGAUACCCCAUUCGUGGCAAGGGAUCAUGGGGGUCUGCGCUCAACUACAAUGAUAUCAAG
Perkinsus marinus ATCC 50983 is the source of this 312-nucleotide messenger RNA. RefSeq lists its product as hypothetical. The record is from RefSeq and is a predicted model, not a curated record. NCBI's taxonomy places the organism in Eukaryota, Perkinsozoa, Perkinsida, Perkinsidae. The transcript has a single exon. The annotation marks the transcript as partial.